Molecule: messenger RNA, 1017 nt
Organism: Tremella mesenterica DSM 1558
Lineage: Eukaryota; Fungi; Basidiomycota; Tremellomycetes; Tremellales; Tremellaceae
Exons: 3
Coding region: 1-1017 (338 amino acids)
Source: RefSeq, a predicted model, not a curated record
AUGUCAUCCACCUCGAAGGUGAUUUCUCUUUUCGUCCUUUUAUCUUACCUCCAAACAGGCGUACUAGGUAUUCCUGCCCCUGCUCCACAUCGUCGCUGGACAUUAAGUAUCGAUAUAACUCAUUCGCCUCUCAUUCCAAAAGAUGAACACAAUCUCAAUCCACCAUCCCGAUUCACAGCUCUAGACGCUCAAAACCUUCUCCCACGUUCUCCUAUACCUCCAAUACAAGAUGAUCAACCUCUUUCACUCUCACACGAUCAUUCCCCUAUCCCAAAUUCCGAUCCUCAUUCACAAGAAACACCAGUUUCUCAUUUGAACGGCGAAGAAGACCUUUACUCCAAAAGAUCAAUGGGAGAGCAAAGGGAUUUAAGUCUAUUAGGAGGAGCAGUCACAGAUCUCAUUGUGGAUCCAAGUCAAAUAAUCGAUAAUUCUACUGAAGUAGCAUGCGCCGCUACUCCGGUACCAUACGGAUAUUAUUAUAUCAAAUCUUCUUCUACGGGGAAUUUCCUCGCGUUACGAUCUGACGGAGGUUUGGCACCGGACGCUAGUGAGCCUUACGCUUGGAGUGUGGCAGAGUUGAAUUCAGCGGAUAAUGAUGGUCAAAUAGGAGGGACAGUCAGUGUUGUUGCUGCUUGUUCAGGAGCGAGAAGAACUUUGGAAGCACCUGGUACUGGGAAUUGUAUAUGCCCCAAAUGGGAUCCGUCAGUCAUGGCUGAACAUUGGGCGGUGAUGUAUAGUUGUGCUCAACCUCCAGUCGCCUUUUCCAAGACACUAUGGUUCUUCAACCCAAACAAAGAUAAACCAUGUGGUUCUUCCUUCUCAAACGUCACCAAUUGUCAAGGUACAUUCGAACUCAUCCCCACAAAUCAUAUGCUCGAUAAUCAGACUUUGGCCUUGUCCAGUUCUUUACCUGGUGUACAAACCGAAUACGAGGAGUUCCCAUGGGGUGGACAAUUGGUUCCGUGGAGUAAAGGAGAUAGUAGUCAAGAAUGGGAAGUAUGGAAUGCUUGGGCGUGA